AUGAAGUUCUCAAUCUUUCUUCUCUUUCUUCUGGCUACAAGUCAAGUUACUUUAGCGGCAUCUACUACUACAGUGGAUGUUACUGAACUUCCUUCAGAUAUCAGUCUUGAGAUCCGAUCUCCUAAUCCGGCUGACGAGCCCCCUGGCGAUUCUAGAGCAGAGGGAUACCAGGGUCUGGUUGUCUAUAUCAUAAUGGGCUCGCGUCUUGCUCGACAAGUCUGUGAAUAUACCGGUGGCAGUAGAUGUGAGGAACUAUCUUAUAUUAUUUCAGACGGUCUACUCUUGGCCUAUGUUGCUGCCGCCCACUACUCUGGAUCUGUUCCCGAAGGUCUACCGGGUAAGCGUCACGUCGAUGUUUCCCAGGACUAUUUCCGGCUGUGGGAGACUAUGCUGUCCAGUAGUGAUAAUAUCUCCUACGAAAAUCUCGCUCCUCUCUCGAUUUCCUCGGAUACUGCUCCCUUGGCUAGACGCCAGGGCGAGCCUUUACCAAUCCACAGAUUCCAGAUUACUGGUUUCGCCCUUGAGGACUCGCCGAAGUACGAUAUCAUCGCCAAUCACUAUAAAAACGGCGACACCGUUCUUUAA
This is a messenger RNA of Aspergillus tanneri, 585 nucleotides long. RefSeq lists its product as uncharacterized. The record is from RefSeq and is a predicted model, not a curated record. The transcript is spliced from 2 exons. The coding region runs from base 1 to 585 and encodes 194 amino acids. Lineage: Eukaryota; Fungi; Ascomycota; Eurotiomycetes; Eurotiales; Aspergillaceae.